AUGCUAGACAACCGCGAGGAUUCCCAAGGCCUGCUUGAGGGGUUUGGACCGGAUGCAUCAUUACUGGGUGUUUCUUCGGUUUGGUCUGAAAUUGUCAUGAAAUCUGAUGAAUUGGACAUCCGGUCAAAGUCUGGUGAUGCCUUGACUGACGUCGUUGAGGGCGCUGUCGCCGUCCUUCGUACGCCCUCUCGACCGACCUGGCUUCUACAUGAAUCUCUUCUCUCUUCAGCUCGGCGUCUGACCAACCUCAGCAUGCAUCUCUUUCCACGGUAUAUGUGCACCUUUUACUCCUUUUCGUAG
Molecule: messenger RNA, 300 nt
Organism: Dibothriocephalus latus
Lineage: Eukaryota; Metazoa; Platyhelminthes; Cestoda; Diphyllobothriidea; Diphyllobothriidae
Source: the annotation of a GenBank genome assembly